UUGACGUUACGGGGAGGUGCCUGGACAAGCAGAUAAACAAGCUGAAGAUCAAAACAAUAACGGAGAAGAGAAGAAAACAGAGACAGCAGGAUCCUGUUUGUGCGACCGAAGAACGAAGAUUAUUUCUGAAGCGAUCAGAGUGAAUUCCUGAAGAUGAUCGGAAAGAUUCUCUCCCAUCUACUGGGGAACGCCGAUGAGGAGCUGGAGGCAGCAGAGGACUCCUACAACCAGCUGCUGGAGUUCGAGGAGGGCGGAUGGGUGAUUGUAAACCUCCCUGAGGACGGACCUCUGUCAGGUCCUGAUGUGGAUCCUCUGGAGAACCUGCUGAUUGAGCAUCCCAGCAUGUCCGUUUACCAGAUGAGAUGCAGGAUGGGUGGAGCAGAGAAGGAGGAGCUCUCUGAGGAGGAGGAGGAGGAGGAGGAGGAGGAGGACGCCUCAAGGCCGGCGGUGGUCAGGCGCCACGUGUCCUGGCGUCUCGCCGCCUGGGGGAUCCCCCUGCCGUGCCACGUCCAGCUGCUGGCCGUGCAGAGGUCCAGGAGCCAGGCCGAGCGCAGGAAGCUGAGCCGCGGCGUCCUCCACCGGCAGAACCUGGCCAAGGCGCGGCUGUCCCCGGGAGACCGGCGCUACGGCCACUUCAAGCAGCCCAGCCCGCGAUUCUACAACUACUGAGCAGCACCGUGCCACACACCGCUAACUCACCUCACACGGCUCCCUGAGGAGAACCACGGUUUGAAUCCAUCCAUCAAACUCCUGACCACGAGGGACACACUCACCCCCAAAACAUGUUGAUAUUGUAAACUAUUGAACAGAAGCGUGUGGUUGGUUGACUUGUGUGGAUUGAUAAAGCUCUGAUUAGAAGCAGGACUCAGACGAAGUGCUGUGAAGUUAUUUUAUAGGUGUCCUUACUGUGUAUGCGUGCGAUACUGUGGCAGAUCUGUAAAGGUUGAACCCCGCAGACGUCUGAUCGGGACACAUGGUGCCGGCUGCUGGCUGGCUUGAUAACCACAUGUGGCUUCGCUUUACUCGCUCUUCUGCCAAGUGAACUUCUCAUGAACCUCACCAACCCAGCAGCAUUCAGACAGACGGAUGCUGCGUGAACGGGUUGCCUCUGUGUCAGUCUGCUUAAAGAAGAAUUACUUUUGUUUUUUAAAGUGUUUUUUUUAGGAGGGGUUACUGAAAAUAUUGUAAUUUAAUUCUGUUUUUCUAUUUGUAAAAUGUAUAAAAAAAAUAAAUUGAUUUUUUUUA
Messenger RNA from Salarias fasciatus (jewelled blenny), 1245 nucleotides. RefSeq names its product tumor protein p53-inducible nuclear protein 2. Gene Ontology annotation, cellular component: nucleus; autophagosome. Bases 154 to 669 code for a protein of 171 amino acids. NCBI's taxonomy places the organism in Eukaryota, Metazoa, Chordata, Actinopteri, Blenniiformes, Blenniidae. Gene Ontology annotation, biological process: autophagosome assembly; positive regulation of DNA-templated transcription. The record is from RefSeq and is a predicted model, not a curated record. The transcript has 4 exons.